Molecule: messenger RNA, 1017 nt
Organism: Necator americanus (New World hookworm)
Lineage: Eukaryota; Metazoa; Nematoda; Chromadorea; Rhabditida; Ancylostomatidae
Exons: 5
Coding region: 1-1017 (338 amino acids)
Source: RefSeq, a predicted model, not a curated record
AUGUCCACUCCGGGAGAGCGCAACAUUCUCCCAAAACUCAUGGGACUAGAAUCUUGCAACCCGCCUAUGGAGAGAGAAAUCCCAGAAAUCAACUGGGAUCUCUUCGCUACGCUAGCCGGCUUCUGGGAAGAUACUGUCGUGGACAACAUCGACGUCGAGUAUGAACGGCUCGGUGAACAUCUUCUCGACUGUACGAGAAAAGCGAAGAGUUUCAAAACCACCAAGAGACGCUUGUCUCUUGGUGGUUUUGAAACUCUAGAGCUCCAUCUAAGGAAGAUGGACAUGUCAUUCCAAAGGUUCCGAUGGAAAGCCAGCAAGACCGUGAUGUUCUAUGAGAAGGGAGACGCACAAGACAUCGGCAACUAUCGUCCAAUCUGCUUACUAUCUGUCAUCUACAAGCUCUUCAUAAGUGUAAUCCCGAACAGGAAAGAAAGAACAUUAGAUGAAGAAAAGCCAUGCGAGCAAGCACGAUUUUGGAAAGGAUUCAACCGAAGCGGUCAUGGAGGACUUGGACAACCAAGAGUCCCUACUCCAUAUAUAAAGAUACUUCAUGAGCUGUAUAGCGACUUAUGCGAGGAUGAAUGGCAUGACAUGGGAGUGAAUGUUGAUGUAUGUAAUGUAAUGUACUUACACUAUCUUCUUCUCGCUGAUGACAUCGUUCUUAUAACAUCAAGCAUCAAUCACGAGGAACGGAUGCUGGCUGGAUUUGAUGAAACGUGUAAAACGAUCGGUCUUCAGCUGACCCAAGACGAUGUUUUUGAAGAACAGAUAGGUCGAGAAAUCAACGUGGUAAACAACCUGACCUCCGAACUGGGCAGAAGAAAACGAGCGGCUUGGGGAGCAUUCAAGAGCAUCGAGUAUGUAGUGAAUAGGACAAAGAACAUCCGGCUCCGUGCUGCUCACCUAUUCAACACCAUGGUUCUUCGUGGUUUGACCAACGCUUCAGAAACGUGGGCAUUUCGCAAGCGGGAGGAAAAUGCGAUCAGUGUCAUAGAACACAUGGAAUUGAAAGGGUGA